AUGACCAGGUGGAUUGUAUUACUUUGUGUUUGUCUGUCCGUCACCUCGGCAACAUUCAACAAUUAUCAGCAAAUCAGCAGCUAUGAGGAGCACUCCUUUCUGGACCCUGAGGACACACUGAGUGUGAGCGUCCCCCUGGAGCUGCCUCAGCGCCCUCUACUGGGCAGCACCUUGGUACUACCCUGUUACUUCCAGGACCACACCGUCCACGACCCCGGCGCCCCCACCAUUGCCCCCCUGUCACACCGCAUCAAAUGGAGCCGCAUCACCAAGGAGCGUGUCUCUGUCAUCCUGGUGGCCAUGGACGGAGAGGUCAAGGUGGAGGAGGACUAUCUGGACCGGGUCCACAUGGUGGGCUACCCCCAGACCCCCACUGACGCCAGCAUCAAGAUUACAGAGUUGAGGUCCAACGACACCGGCACCUACCGAUGUGAGGUCCAGCAUGGCAUCGAGGACAACCAUGACACUGUGGACGUCCUGGUUCAAGGUAUCGUGUUUCACUACCGGGCCAUCACGACACGCUACACUCUGACCUUUGAGAAGGCCAAGGCAGCCUGUAUCCAGAACAGUGCUGUGAUCGCUACCCCAGAGCAGCUCCAGGCCGCGUACGAUGACGGCUUCCACCAGUGUGAUGCCGGCUGGCUCUCUGACCAGACUGUCAGGUACCCAAUCCAUGAUCCACGUGAGAAUUGCUAUGGCGACAAAGACGAGUUCCCUGGGGUGCGAACCUACGGAGUGAGAGAUGUCAACGAGACUUACGACGUGUACUGUUUUGCCGAGAAGAUGACAGGCAGUGUGUUCUACUCUGGCUCUGUGGCUAAGUUCACCUACUCUGAGGCUGAGGAACAGUGUAGUAAGCAGGGGGCCCUGUUGGCCACCACAGGACAGCUGUACCUGGCCUGGCAGGCUGGUCUGGAUGUGUGCAAUGCAGGCUGGCUAGGAGACAGGAGCGUUCGCUACCCCAUCAAUGUCCGGAGGCCGCAGUGCGGAGGGGGUCUGCUGGGGGUACGGACCGUGUACCUCCACGUCAACCAGACGGGGUACCCCCUCCCCGAAUCCCGCUAUGAUGCCUACUGCUACACAGAAACGGACGAGGAGGGCUCAGGCAUGGUGGUGCCCACCGAGGCGGGCAGCGGCGUGCUGAGCAUUGCCACGGUGACCCAGGGUCCUCCCGAGGUGUUCUUCAGGAACAUGACCACAGAGAGCGAGGCGCUGGGCGAGGGCCUGGCCACCCAGAAACCCACUAGCGUGGACUUCACCUUCGGCACUGAUGUCACCGAGCUGCCCCUACCACAGCCGCCCAGUGUGACAGAGUUGGUUGUGGAUGUGGUGGGGAGAGUAACGGCCAGGCCGGAUGUGGGGAGUGAGAUCGGCGAAGUGAGCAGAUCAGGAUAUUUAUUUUCUGCUACAGGCGUGGUGUUUCACUACCGUGCUGGAUCUAGUCGCUAUGCCUUCACCUUCGUGGAGGCCCAGCUGGCCUGUCAGAGUGUUGGAGCCUCCAUCGCCACCCCAGAGCAGCUCCAGGCUGCCUAUGAGGCCGGCUACAACCAGUGUGAUGCAGGCUGGCUUCUGGAUCAGACCGUCAGGUAUCCCAUCGUGUCUCCUCUGGAGAAGUGCUCUGGGGAUCUGGAGACUUUACCAGGAGUGAGGACCUAUGGACUGAGGCCCGCUGACGAACACUACGAUGUGUACUGCUACGUGGACAGACUCAGGGGUGAUGUGUUCCAUGCUGGCUCCAGUGAGGGCUUCACCUAUGACGGUGCUCUGGCUCACUGUCAGGAGCUCAACGCUACCCUGGCCUCUACUGGCCAGCUCUACGCCGCCUGGAGACAAGGCUUGGAUAAGUGCCGCGCAGGUUGGCUAAUCGACCGGAGUGUCCGGUACCCCAUCACCAACCCCCGGGCGGCGUGUGGUGCAGGGAAGGCAGGGGUGUACACAGUAUACACCCACAACAACCAGACGGGAUACCCAGACCUGUAUUCCAGAUAUGACGCCUACUGCUUCAAAGUGGACAUCUUGUUUGUCGCCAAUGAAACUGGAUUGAACAUCACAGAGAUAGAAGAGGCUUUGGUUAACCUCACAUCCAUCACUGAUUUGCUGAGGCCUGUCCUGCCUUCCAUCACUCCUCCCAUCUCUGUGGAGUCCUCAGGCUCUGGUUCCGGGGCCUCUGGGGCGAGUGGAUCCUCCGGAGAUCUCUCUGGUGAUCACUCCGGUGAACUGCCUCAUUCCGGGGAUCUGUCCGGGUCAGGUGAUCUUUCAGGCAGCGGAAGCGCAGAGAUUCCCAGCGGAUCAUCUGGUCUGAGUAGUGGAGAUGCGUCCGGCUCGGGGCUGAGUGGAGACGGAUCGGGAAUAACGGUCACUUCAGGGAGGGGCAUUGUUUUAUCCGGUUUGGGCUCUGGGGGUCCUCAGGAGGCUGGAGAGGGAAUAACGGUCACCUUCUCUUCAGGGAGUGGCAGCGUUUUAUCCGGUUUGGGCUCUGGGGGUCCUCAGGAGGCUGGAGAGGGAAUCACUGGGAUCCUCACCUUCCCCACGGAAAUGGGAUUGGGAAUGUUCAGUGGCAGUGGGUUCCUGUCGGGAUCGGGAAGUGGCUCCGGUGUCAGUUCUGAGGAGAGCGGCUCUUCGUCUGACAGCUCCAGCAGCUCUGGGGAAAGUGGGGAGUUGUCUGGAAUGUCGUCCGGCUCCAGCUCUAGUUCCAGUGAGGAGUUUUCCGGAUUUCCCUCAGGAUUCUUUCCCUCAGGAGGCUCCAGUGGUCAUUCGGGAGAGGAGUCGGGAAGCGGAGACACUCAGGUCCUGCUGAUCGAUGGUAAACUGGUGGAGGUUUCCACCUCUCACACACACAAAGAGAAGGAGCUGGGUGGAGGGGGCCUGGAAUUCAGCGGCUCCGGAUCUGGCAGCAGUGGCUCAGGGUUCUUCCCGAGUGUGACCUUCUUGGGGUCAGGGUUUACUGACCUUACGGGGUCAGCCUCAGGGGAACAGGAGGCCUCGGGGUCUCUCCACUACGGCUCUGGAAGUGGUGAUAUCAGCGGUUCGGCCUCGGGCAGCAGUGGCUCAGGGUUCUUCCCGGGUGUGACCUUCUUGGGGUCAGGGUUUACUGACCUUACGGGGUCAGCCUCAGGGGAACAGGAGGCCUUGGGGUCUCUCCACUACGGCUCCAGAAGUGGUGAUAACAGCGGUUCGGACUCGGGCAGCAGUGGCUCAGGGUCCUUCCCGGGUGUGACCUUCUUGGGGUCAGGGUUUACCGACCUCACAGGGUCAGCCUCAGGAGAACAGGAGGCCUCGGGGUCUCUCCACUACAUCUCCGGAAGUGGUGAUAUCAGCAGUUCAGACUCGGGAAGCAGUGGCUCAGGGUUCUUCCCGAGUGUGACCUUCUUGGGGUCAGGGUUUACUGACCUUACGGGGUCAGCCUCAGGAGAACAGGAGGCCUCGGGGUCUCUCCACUACGUCUCCGGAAGUGGUGAUAUCAGCGGUUCGGCCUCGGGCAGCAGCAGCUCAGGGUUCUUCCCGGGUGUGACCUUCUUGGGGUCAGGGUUUACUGACCUUACGGGGUCAGCCUCAGGAGAACAGGAGGCCUCGGGGUCUCUCCACUACACCUCCGGAAGUGGUGAUAUCAGCGGUUCGGCCUCGGGCAGCAGCGGCUCAGGGUUCUUCCCGGGUGUGACCUUCUUGGGGUCAGGGUUUACUGACCUUACGGGGUCAGCCUCAGGGGAACAGGAGGCCUCAGGGUCUCUCCACUACGGAUACGGAGCGGGAAGAGGUGGAUACGCAUCAGGGUUCGGAAAGUCGGGCUUCCCAUCCGGGGACAUGUCUGGAAUCUCCAGAUCCUCCACCAGCGAUGAUGAGGACAGCGCUGUCACCUUCCUGACUAAUGACUUCAUGACAGAGGCUUCCAAGGCGACCACAGUUUCCAUGGAGCUGGGGGCUGGGCCAGUGCAGUUCAGCGGGCAGGGAAGUGGGUCCCACACAUGGAGCGGUGCUGACCACCCAACCCAGGCCAGCGGUGUCUCAUCUGGGGCACACUCUGGAGAUCUGUUCCCUGUGGUGCUGUCCUCUCCGCCCAGCAACAGGGAGCUUAUGGAGGGCACAGAAGGGCUAGAGGAGGCCAUGGCUGGCAGGGCUGAGCUAGGGGAGACCACCAGCGAGUUUUACGUGACCUUUGCCCCCGACCUUGCUCCUGCCGGAUUGGCUGCCCCAGCCAUCUCCCUGCAGACCCCUGCCGUCAUGGAGGAGCCAUCCUCAGAGGAGGGUAUCCCUAACCCAUGUGACCCUAACCCGUGUGGUGCUGGGUCAUGCUCAGUGGAGGAUGGUGUUGGGUUGUGCCAGUGUCCGCCCGGGAAAGUGGGAGAAGGGUGCCAGUAUGAGGUUGAUGUGUGCCAUUCCAACCAUUGUGCCAAUGGAGCCACCUGUGUGGAAAAUGCAGACUCUUACAAAUGCUUAUGCCUGCCCAGCUACGGAGGGGACCGCUGCGAGAUUGACGAGCAGGAUUGUGAGGAGGGGUGGACUAAGUUUCAGGGCAACUGUUACAUGCACUUCCCCGAGAGAGAGACCUGGCUGCAGGCCGAGCAGCGCUGCCGAGACCUCAGCGCUCACCUGGUCAGCAUCAUCACCCCAGAGGAACAGCACUUUGUCAACUCCAACGGCCAGGACUACCAGUGGAUUGGACUCAAUGACAAGACAGUGGAGAAUGACUUCCGCUGGAUAGACGGCACACCACUGCAAUUUGAGAACUGGCGGCCGAACCAGCCGGAUAACUACUUUAACUCUGGAGAAGACUGUGUGGUGAUGAUCUGGCACGAGAACGGCCAAUGGAACGACGUUCCCUGCAACUACCACCUGCCCUUCACCUGCAAGACUGGCCCAGUCUACUGUGGCGCUCCGCCAGAGGUGGAGAAUGCCAAGAUGUUCGGCAGCAGGCGGGAGCAGUAUACUGUGGGGUCCAUCAUCCGCUACCGGUGUAACCCAGGCCUCCUACAGCGCCACCUGCCUGUGGUGCGCUGCAUGGCAGACGGACAGUGGGAGAAGCCACAGGUGGAAUGCAUGGGCGCAGUGCCCUCCCCCAGUAACAGAAUACAGCGCAGAUCGAUCAGAAGGCGAGGAGAAUCAACCAGCAGCAAACGUCACUAAGCAGGGAAGAUUAAGGGAGAUCUCUUGAAGAUAAUUAUUUUAUAAGAACAUUUACAGAACACAGAAGCCAUUUUCUAACUUACUAAAGAGGUUUGAAUGUUUGAAGUACCCACCUUGUACAUAAGACCAAAUCAACUUUGAGCAGUAACAUUGUCUUUUCAGUUUGUCACUCUCUGACUAUUUAAAAAAAAGUAUAAAUUAAGCCAUUAUGUAAUUGUAUGUUUUUGUCAUUCUUGUCCCAAAAUAAUGACAUGUUUUCGUUAUAUAUAAGAGUUGUUUAUUGUUUGGAGUUUUAUUGUUAUUAUUAAUAUAAUUUUUGGUUUUGGUGGAUUGUGAUGCCGUCGAUAAGAGUUGUUGCUAAAAUAUUUUGUCCAUGUCGCCAACUAGACUGGAUUAUGGAGACACGGUGUCGGGUGAAGUUUCCGCUAGACACUGAUCUUGGGUCAGUUUUACUUUUCCUCCACUAAUGGUUAAGAUUAGGGUUGGUGGAGAGGAAGCUGAUCCUAACUCUGUACCUAGGGGAAACUUCACCCCGGAGCAUGUACUCAUAGACGGUGCAUCAAUCAGACUCUCUAGUCUGUUCUAGAUCUUUGCCAAACCAGACAGUGUGUGUUAGACUGUACCACCCAGAGGUAAACACCCAAUCUGGACCAGCUGGUAUUUAGUGGGGGUUUGGCACGUUGCUAUGAGCCAAGCAGAGGCUUGGUGAAAUUCACCCAUGAGGAGAUACUAGACAGUCAGAAGUAUGUUUGUAUUCUGGAGGUGCCUACGUCAUAUACACUCACUAUGGGUGAUGGAUAUAGGUCUAAUAAUCCAUGAAGGACUGUGCAUUUGAUAGAAAAAGUCUAUUGAGUUACUUUUGAGUGCUGUUAGCCUAGCAAUGUUAGCCUAGCAAUGUUAGCCUAGCAAUGUUAGCCUAGCAAUGUCUGGUUGUAGCAAUGAUAAGCAAGAUGAAGUAAAGGGGAUGAGAUCUUGUGCAUGUAUCCACCAAACAAGCAUUUAUGAGUCACCAAAUUCUCACCUAUCUUUAAAAUAGUAGAUGCUAAAAAGAAAACAAUAUUUAUAAUUGUCAGAUGUCUUCAUACAUCAAAAGUGGUGUUGUGUCAAACCAAAUCAAUUGCAAAUAUCAACACUUUUGAGGAAUAAAAAUGUCUGACGAGUUUUGAUUUUGGGGUGAACGAUCGCUUUCACCUUUUACUGCAGUGGGCUAAAACAGGGUCACAUAAAUCUACUUCAAAACAAAAGUAUACACCUCACACACAUGGUUAUGGGCUUAAAAGAAAUAAGACACCUGCACCAUGUCACAUAUAGAGUUGAAAUGUAUUACAUUUUGAGUUUGAAUCCCAAUAUUACACUUUAUAUACAUCACAGAAAACUGAAAUAUAACAAAAUCGUUUGACAUAGAAAAAACAGAUUUGUUCAAAAUAAUGCUUAUUAAUUAUGAAAUGAUGAAAAAUAUGAAUAACAUUCCACCCAUGAGGCCACUAGGUCAUUUGACUGCAGGAAAGGGCUCUGGGAGGGGAUAAUAAGGGAGAUAUUAUUUAUUUAAUCUCUAAGUCAUAAAGAGAAAGCUAGUGAAGCCGACACAGCAGGCUACUGUGUCCGUCUGUAUUUCAAACCUACAUCAGUUGUUUAGAGCAGAAGGGAGACAGAGCCUGAUGUGAAUAAUACACAGCAAUGCUAGAAUCUCUGCCUGCCACACUGGAGAGGCAACAUCAUGCAAUCUACUGAGGCUGCCCUAAAACAAGAGUGAAAGAGGACUCAACUUCUCUCUCAGGUUCAGUAGUGACACGGAAGAAUAAAAAAACAACAGGCUUGUGGUCAAUUCCAUUUAAAUUUCAGUCAGUUAAUUCAUUGAAAUUCACUGUAUUUAUUUCCUGAGGGGAUUGGAAUUGAAUCGGAAUCGACCCCUUGGUUUGUCAACAAUGUUGUUGGCCUAAACAGGACCAAACGGAUGAAUGUCAUUGGUCAGUUUGACACUUUGGUCAUCUCCCACAAGGCUGUGCAGUGCAUAGCAACUCCAUGGGAGCAGUUUUAUUAACAACUGCAGAAGCAUUCAGAUCAAAUGUUUCUCUUCAUUGUCUGUUUUGUUUCACAGAAAAACCUCAGCGGACACAUUUAUUUCAACUCCAGAUCCAUCGCCAUUUUAAUCGCUUGUAGUCCUUCAGUUUUGUAUUGUAUGCAUAACCUGCUGUUAUAUCUGAUGAAGAUAUAGAUGCUUCAUUCAUUGUUUAUGUUUACAGGAGGCUGUGCCUCCUCCUUCAACACACCGUCAUAUGUCUUGCUGGCCAAAAGCUUCACCUGCAAUCAUACACCAUAUACCAAUCAAAGAGAUGACGGAGAGGUUCCACAAAGAACAGGCUUAAAGCGAUUCUAUACCUGGAACUGCCGAUGACAGAAGAGUGCCGUUUAAAGUUACACACACCAUUAUGUUUUACUGUACCCCUACAGGGCAGAAAGUAUUAAGAGCUUUUAGAAGAUAAUAACACAAUGCCAGGUUGAGUGUAUAGAAUCAAAAGGACAUAAAUGCCUCCUGGCAUUGCUGAGGGAUGAUUGUCUCCAAAGCAGCUGAAGUAACUUGACAAAGGGGCGUAGAGCAGUGUUUAGCAACCUUUUACUACCAGUGAUUGGCAAACUAUGACACCCUUAACAACUAACCGCCUGAGGGACCUGUCAGUAACAUCCCUGGGAAAGGUGCCGGUCCACGGACCAGAGGUUGAGAAACACUGGUAUAGAGCACUCCUGCAACUCCCCCGACCCUGCCAUCUGUUUAGGGUUGUGUACUGUAGGCACAAAACAGGAGCAAAAUGUUCUGAAAUGGAGCACGGGAUCAGUUACCUGAACACUUCUCCUGUUUUCUUCUGUUUCCCACUAGGCACUAACUGGUUGAAUCAACGUUGUUUCCAUGUCAUUUUAACAGCAAAGAUCUAUGUGAUGACAUUGAAUCAAUGUGGAGAACUGAUUGGAUUUGCAAAAAGUGAUCAAUGUAAAGGAUUUUGGAUAUAAUUGUCUUUUUUCACCUAACUUUUGUCCUAAAUCCAAUGAGAAGGUUCGCAUGUUUGUUGAUUUUACUUUGAGUUCACGUUAGUUGACAGUCAAAACUAGAUGUUGAACUGACGUCUGUGUCCAGUGGGUUGCGUGAGAGCGACUGGCCCUGUGCAUGAACAGGCCCAAUAAACCACACGCUGAGAACAAUAUGAGUAGAGGUGUAGAGGUUCUAGACUUAUGGAGCUCGACAGAAUGUACCAAAAUGUGCCUGAAAUGAACUGUUUGUCUUCCAAUGUCUGUAUUCAACAUUUGUUCCAAAAC
This is a messenger RNA of Oncorhynchus masou masou (cherry salmon), 8430 nucleotides long. RefSeq names its product aggrecan core protein-like. Lineage: Eukaryota; Metazoa; Chordata; Actinopteri; Salmoniformes; Salmonidae. The transcript has 20 exons. Gene Ontology annotation, cellular component: synapse; perineuronal net. The record is from RefSeq and is a predicted model, not a curated record. Gene Ontology annotation, biological process: central nervous system development; positive regulation of neuroblast proliferation; glial cell differentiation. The coding region runs from base 1 to 5121 and encodes 1706 amino acids. Gene Ontology annotation, molecular function: calcium ion binding; hyaluronic acid binding.